CUCCAACCGCUGUUCAACGAUGAAGGCCGCUUUAGUAAUUUUCGCCAGUUUCUGCUUGCUGGCCCAGGCAGUGCACCAACUGCCCAGCCAGGUCGCUGACACUACUUAUCUGACCAAGCAGAAGAACAUCUACGAACUGUUUUGGCACGUCGACCAACCCACUGUAUACCAUCCUGAACUCUACCAGAAGGCCCGCACCUUCAACAUCGCGGAGAACGUCGUCCAAUACAACGACCAGGAAGCAGUGACGGAGUUCAUUCAGCUCUUGAAACAUGGAAUGCUACCACGUGGACAAGUGUUCACCGUGAUGAACCCUGAGAUGCGCCACCAAGCUGUGACGCUUUUCCGUGUUUUGUACAGUGCCAAAACCUUCGACGUGUUCUAUAACACCGCUGUCUGGGCUAGAUUCUACGUAAACGAGCUAAUGUACACGUACGCUUUAAGCGUGGCUGUGAUCCAUCGUCAUGACACCAAAUUGAUCAAGUUGCCGCCAUUGUACGAAGUGCUUCCACACUUUUUCUUCAACGACGAUGUCAUGCAAAGAACUUACGAUAUCGCCAUGGGCAGCACAGUUGACGAAAAGAAAACCGUGGGCAAUGUCGACCAAUACGUACUUUUGGCCAACUACAGCGGAUGGUAUUUGACGAGGCACGAUGUACCCGAACAGAAAUUGAACUAUUUUACCGAAGACGUUGGCCUGAAUAACUUCUACUUCAUGAUCAACCACGAUUUCCCAUCUUUCAUGUCUUCCGAGAUGCUUCACACCCCACAAAUCCGUGGUGAAUAUUAUUUCUUCAGCCACAAGCAAUUGUUGACCAGAUACUACCUCGAGAGACUGUGUAACGACAUGGGUGAAAUUAGUUACGUGAGCGUAAACCACCCCAUAGUAACUGGGUACUAUCCCACCAUGCAAUUCCGCAAUGGGCUUCCGUUCCCACACAGAGAAACCGGUGCUGUUGUGCCUCUUCACAUGCAAAAAUACGUCCAGAUGCUUCAGGACUUGCACACUAGGAUCUCAACCGCCAUCGAUCUCGGUUUCGUCUUGGACACCAAUGGUAACCGUGUCAAUAUCUACGAAAAAAACGGAUUGAACGUUCUUGGUAACAUCGUUCAAGGUAACGUUGACAGCAUCAACAUGCAAUUUUACGGACAGUUGGACAUGCUCGUAAGAAAAAUCUUUGGAUUUGGUUAUGAAUCGCACGUCAAAAACCAAGUGGUACCAUCUGCUCUCGAACUUUGGUCCACCAGCUUGAGAGAUCCCGUGUUCUACAGCAUCUACAAGACUAUCCUCAAUUAUUACCACAGAUACAAGGAAAAUGUCCCCAGUUACACCAUAGAUGAAUUGAGCUUCUCUGGUGUGACCAUUCAAUCCGUAACUGUAGACAAACUGGUCACCUACUUCGAUCACUUUGAGUCCCUGCUCAGCAACGGAGUGUCCGUUCGUGGCUACAAAGAAGCCAGGAACACUUUGAUCCAGGCUCGUCAAUACCGUCUGAAUCACAAACCAUUCACCUAUCAUAUUACCGUCAACUGCGACAAAGCCACCACGGGUGUAGUUCGCAUUUUCCUUGGUCCAAAAUACGAUGAAUUUGGUCAUGAAAUUGACUUGGUCCACAGCUACAUGAACUUCAUGCAGAUGGAUGAAUUCAUGGUUGAUCGUACGUAUAUAUAUUUUAUUAUUCUUAUUAUUCAUCAAUUCAUAUUAAUGUUCACGUCCAACGCUAAUGUUUGUUCGAUUAUUCGUGUUACAGUGAAGUCUGGAAUCAACAAAAUCGACAGAAGCAGCCACGAAUCCAUCUUCGUUGUUCCUGACGAGACCGCCAGCCACAUUCUUUACAAAAAGCUCGUAAAUAGCAUCGAAGAUGGCGUAACUUUCAAGUACUCUGAACAGCCUUAUGGCUUCCCUGAAAGACUCCUUCUGCCAAGAGGUAAAAAGGGCGGUAUGCCCUACAACCUUUUCGUCAUCAUUUCGCCGGUCGACCAGUCAGUCACCGUCCAAAUAAAUUCUCCCAUAUGGGGUCACAUGACCGACGAUGGACGUUCCAUGGGCUUCCCGCUGGACAGGCCUGUCACUUCUCUGCUCUUCAACGUGCCUAACGUGCAUCUGACGGAAGUUCUGGUUCAUCAUGGAACUGAGCAAGAAUUGAACACUGUCGAUGAAACAAAACUUUCCAUGUAGUUUUUCUAAGUUAGUUCGUAAAUGUUAAUUCUUUAAUAACUCCUUAAUAAUUUCCUUAAAGAGGAAACGACAAAGAGAUGUAGAAAGAGACGAAAUAAAAUAAUGUAAAAAUUAUUGGCUUGGAUAUUUCACUAUUUUAUUAUCCUAUAUUGCGAUGUAUAAACAGCGUUAGUCUUAUCUAUGAAGAAUAAAUAUUGAUAUGGAUACAUAGAAGGUUCAAUAGUUGAUUAGCUUAGUCUGCUGAUUUUGCUUCUUGUAAUUACAUCACCAAUUUUUAAAACUGAUUAUCAUCAUCAAACAUAGGAAAAACGCUAAAUGAGACUGGAGAAGGUUUAACAGAACUGAAAGCAAUAAUAGAGAAGAGAAGGGCAAACGACAGGAAGGAUGCACAGCAAGGAGGUGAAAGACCAAAGUUCCAAUAGUCUUCAGUCAUUAGUUGCUAAUUUGUAGUUUCUAGUUUUAGUUUUUAGGGAUAGAAUAAGUAAGGUAGUGCAAUAGAAUAGAGUAGAAAAGAGGGGAGGUAGACAUAUAAGAAGAGAAAUAGACAUAAGAGAUGUAAAACCGAAAGUUCGUCCAAAGCCGAAAGGCACGGACUAAGCAAUAAUAAUAAUAAUAAUAACUAAACGUGAUCAAAAAAGAUCACAUUUUUUAUGACUUGAACUAGAAUAAUAUAAGCGUUUAUUACGUAUAUUUAAACUUCUCUUCUUCAAUUUUUAAUAAUUAAACUUUGCAUGAUACGAUAUUUAAUAAUUAUCAUUGAUCGAUAUCAUUCAACGGUAAGUGAUAAAAUUAUAUCGUUAAACUAAUGUUUCGUUUAGAGAUGGAAAUCAGCUUAUCCUAUAAAAGCCUUAGAGAAACAGAAAAAUAGUUAUCACAACGAUUAAUUUAAAUGCAGUAAUUAGAACCACUAUGAGUAAACAAACCUAACCAUACUAAGCCAUGCAUAUGUACUUAUAACCACACAACGAUCAUGUCAAAGGCGUAAUGCCUUUAAAAUUAACAGAAAAUAAAAAUCAAUUUCAAAAGUUGAUCUUAUUCAGUUGAAACAUUACAUUAAGUAUAACAGAGAUAAGACGUAGAGACAUUAGCAAAAUUGUCGAGAUAUUAAACAGCAAUUAAAAGACCAGACUAUUGACCAAUCUAAUUAUCGAACUAUCAAACGUCUGUUCACACGGCAAAACAACAGCUGUGCAGACAAGAGAACUUCAUUUCCGGCAUAAAUCAUAUCCAAUUAUCGUUGAGACAAUAUUAUCUUCGUGAAUUAUUAUUAAAGGAACUAUCCAGACUAAUAAGAGAAGAAAGUGAGAGCAAGUGUUCCAUACGAAUCAUACGAUAAUGCUAAUCAAACGAUAACGUAUUUUUAUACAUUCGUGUAAUUAAACGCGAUUACGUGAAAGUACUUAUUGCAUGCUAAAAGUUCAAUGUAGAUAAAACUCACCCUGUAUAUACAAGUUUUCUUGCAUACGCAUUUCUCUUGCUUACGUAUAUUUGCAACUUGCGUUAAUAGAAAUGCGUACCGAUACGGGCGCGCAUGCGCAACUGCUUUCUAAUUGUACCGAAGUUCAAGAGCGCCUUUUUUAAUUUCUGUAUUAUUUCGUGUUCUCCGUACCAAUUUCUCUCUGUUUUUUUUUUUUUUUUUUUUUUUUUUGGUACUCUGUACGAUAUAAUACAUCAUUUUUCGGUUACUAAAUUAACUAGAUAUAAUAUGAAAAUUAUUACCAGAAAGCAGAUUUUUAUGCGAAUUCAUAUUUUUGAGAAUAUAUGUAUAUAAAAAAGUAGAACUCCGGUAGAAAAAUGUUUUAUUCACCAAGUAUUCUAGGAAACAUUAUACUUGGAUACUUUAUAUAUUUUUUCAUAUUAUAUGCAUUCUGUGCAAUUUUGCACUUUCAGAAUUCCUAUAAAUGCGUAAAAAUCCAUAGACCAGUUGUUAUAAAUUUAUUAUUAAUUUUUACAAAUUUUAAAGUGGAUAUUAUAACAGGCGUAAUCGCUAUCAUCGUGAACUGAGAGGCAAAGUUUGUUCUGAUAAGGAAAAUAGUGUAAAAUUAGAUUUGUUUCCAUCUUAAAUUUUUUGUAAUUUAUCAUAGAACAUCAGUAAGCAAAUAUUUCUAUCUAGUUAAGUCUAUAAAGACAGACAGAAAAAAUAUAAUUUCUUAGUUGUUUGAACUUUGAAAUAAUGAGUAUUGGAAAUAUGUGCAUUAAAUAUUUCUUGAAAAAAACUUAUUAUAAAUUUUGAUUCUCAAUUUAUAUGUAUAUGAUGUAAAAUUAAUUUAUAUGAAUUAAAAACAUAAUUAACAACGAUCCCUGUUGAAAAUGACAACGUGAGUUCGGGCUCGCCAUUCAUAUGCAGAUGCGCUAGUUACAAUAAAUAGUAACUAGAAGAUAGUUCUAGAUACGAUCGAUAGAUUUAAUCGAUAGGUUUAAGAUGUUCUUUUGUUUUUAUCCCUAGUCCAUGUAAGAAAGCGCAAUAAAGGUUUUUCGGCCCAGAACGGUAUGAUAGAUUUAUCCAAAGAAUAAAAUAAUAACUAUUGUGAUCCUACCUCUGAAUACAGAAAUAACAACAAUCCCCCUGCUACUUCCCCUCCUAAGAAAAAUGAAAUGUACAACUUUUAAUUCCUUAAAAUCUGUGGAGCAUUGUAUUGUAUUCGUUCGUUGUAUUAAAGGCUGAUGCCUAUUACAAUUUUUUCACGUAUCUCCUAGCUUAUUGCAUUUUGUUUCUAUCUUAAUUUAUUCCUCAAAGCUAAAUCUUACUUCUGUAUUCAUUUAAUAAUAAAUAUAUCUAUAUCUUAAUUUUGCUGUAGAGGUUACAAUAUGGCAGUCUUUUGUGUUUCAUCCUUAUUCGUUUUUCUUCGAUUUCUUUAUUUGCUUAUGCAGAAAACUCAACUUCAUGCUUCCCUUUGUGAUGUUUACCAGUUACCAUAUUUCAUUUUCGGUUGUUGUUAUCGUUAUUUCUGUCCAUUCUUUACUUCCCAGUGUGAUUGGUAUGAUUCCUAUAUAUAUUGCGUAGUCGCUUAGUAUAUAUUUUCUAUUCUGUAUUUCUCGGAUGUAGCAUAAUCGACAUGAUAGUUUCUCUCCUGUUUUAUAUUUCAUUCCUUGUCUUAUUAUGCAUCUGUAGAAUACAUAAAAUGUAUUGUAUGCAUCAGUCGAAUAAAAAUUGCACGAAUUUCUUUUAGCAAAACGAAAUAUCCGCAUUGCUCGUCUCAUUGUCAAAGUGUGAAACAGAUUUCGUGCCUGCACCGACAUCUAGAUAUUUACUUUUUCAUUUUCUUGCAUUUAAAUAUACAACAUAUUGAUAAAAGAAAGGUUGCCUUGGGUAAAACGCCGAAAUUACAGCGAUUGAUAUUUUCUGAUCGAACAUUCAUGCAAAUUACAGAACUUUUGAUUAAGCUUGAAUAAUUAAAACAACAAUGCAGCUAAAGUAAAAGUAUUUGUUCUACGCUAUCGAUUUUUGUCAUACUAUCCUGUCACAUAAUAUCGAAUUGCAGUAAACAUAAUAAUCGCUACCUUACUCCAUAUCGAGAAAUUCUCAAUUAUGCUUAUAUUAUAUAAUAAUAUACUUCCUGUUACAUAGGUAAUGAAUCAAUUGAAAAUUUGUCUCCCAGUUAAUUAAUCCACACCAGCGAUAUCGCAUGCAUGUUUUAUUCUUCUUAAUUUAGAUUGACCCAAAAUUAACACAUAAUCUGUAAUCGGCAAGAUAAAAUUAUUCAAAACACGAAUUUCGAUCGAAGUUAAAUCGUCAAUGAACAAACAGUGUUUACUGCUGCCAUAUCCUACAACUUUAUUACGAUGAAGUACAUUGUAAUUAAAAAAAAAGAGAA
Molecule: messenger RNA, 5994 nt
Organism: Bombus huntii
Lineage: Eukaryota; Metazoa; Arthropoda; Insecta; Hymenoptera; Apidae
Gene: HEX70b
Product: hexamerin-like
Exons: 6
Coding region: 20-2179 (719 amino acids)
Source: RefSeq, a predicted model, not a curated record